Messenger RNA from Physella acuta, 4259 nucleotides. RefSeq lists its product as uncharacterized. Lineage: Eukaryota; Metazoa; Mollusca; Gastropoda; Physidae. Gene Ontology annotation, biological process: potassium ion transmembrane transport; stabilization of membrane potential. The record is from RefSeq and is a predicted model, not a curated record. Gene Ontology annotation, cellular component: plasma membrane. Gene Ontology annotation, molecular function: outward rectifier potassium channel activity; potassium ion leak channel activity.
ACGCACGGAUAUGGUGGAACUAAACAACAGCAACUGAAGUGUUUUGCGCGUACAACCCCACACAGCGGAAAUGAGACUGUCAUUGUCUGCGCUCGGCGCCUUACGGACAAACACGAACACCAAUCGGGGCUCCGAUGAAGGCUCGGAGGCGCCAUCGGAAUCGGGCGGCAUCAAAGGUUCCUUCCCGGUCAAGUGUGUCGUUUUCUUCUUCAGCCUGAUCCUGCAAAUCCUCACCUCGACCGUCGGUCUCUUCAUCAUCAACCUCGCCUUCCUGAUGCUCGGCUCGUAUAUCUUUUACAUUAUCGAAUCGCCACUCGAAGAAUCGCUCCAGAAUAAUCUUCAGGAGGAUCGGAGGCUGCUAGUGGAAGAACUGAUGAAUUUAGGGACAAACGCUGAGAAUUGGGACGCACGCGCCGAUACAACGCUGGCCGAAUACGAACUGAAGUUAGCCAACUUCUACCGGAAGCGAGCGACCUUGAAAGUCCAGUCGGACAACACUACAGGUGGACAGACGAAGCUGUGGACCGGCUACGGCGCCAUCAUCUACAGCUACUCAAUCAUCACAACAAUUGGCUGGGGUAAUAUCGUCUGCUCCACGAGACUGGGGAAGUUCAUUACCAUUGUGUACGGCCUUUUUGGCAUGCCGCUCCUCUUCACGCUCAGCCAAGAUGUCGGUAACCUGGUGUCGCUGUGUAACAAGAAAAUCUGGAACUUGAUCAAACUCUUGUACGAUCGUUGUGUGGCGGGGGCCGAGAAGGAACAAAAAGGUGCCAAAGCUCAGAAAAAGAAAAGUGUCUCAAAAACAGGAAGCAAAACUGACGAAGAGGACGACGAGGGCGACGAGGGCGACGAGGGAGACGAGGGCGAUGAAAGCGAGACCAACGUCCAGACUGGCACUUCCGGCAGCGACAGCCGGACCGCGUCUGCGACAGAAGCCUCCUCCAAAGACGCGUCAGGGAACUGGGCGCGUACUAAGAGCAGGGACGCUUCGGAAAACCGCCAUACGGAACGCAAACCCCAACGACGACGCAGCAUCUUCUCUAAAACAAAAGCUGACCUAGAUCAAGCCUGGCGCCGUGCGAUCAAAGAGGAUUGUAACUAUUCUAAGGAUUACCUGGCCAGUUUCCAAUCCACUGUUGAUUUUAUGGUGUGUGCUUCCAAAUACGACGAUCAGAUCUCUAGCGUUGACUUCAUGCCUCACAAGCGCAUUCAGUCCAUCCAGGACGUAAUCUUGUUGACCGGUCAGCUGAGUAUGAUGACGAGAGAUGAGUUCCUGCAAGGCAUGAGGUUUGCCGGGUUCACGGAGAACGACCUAAUGGACAGCGAGGCGUCGGAUUACCCCGAAACGAGCACAAAGAUUAAAGACAGCAGGUUUAUUUCUGUGUCACAGCCAAACUUAAGUUUAAAAGACGAGACAGGGUGGUAUUUUACCGAGACUGAACGGUUGCCUGUUGAAGAGAACAGUCCAUCGGGGUUACAACAUACCACGCCACCAAAGUCGUUUCGUGCAGAAAGCUUGGACCAACAAGACAUCCUUCCCGAACAGCCAUCCAAUGACAAUCUUCUGCAUGAAAAUGCAGCCUCUUUGAAUGAGAUGCGCUAUCCUCAUUCAAGUCUUAUCUUGGAUACUGAAAAUAAUUUGCAUUCUUCUCUGGAAAAAGAUCGCAUUUCUAAAACCGAAAAGGAAUUACACACUUUUUAUGAGAAAGUGCAAGUUUCCGACGCUGAAAAUAAGCUGCGAAUUCAUGACGAUAAUAAAUUUGAACAUGGGAGAAUAAACAAUGUUGAAAACGAAUUCCAUGUAUCGCCUAAAAGCGGUGUACAUGUGUCUUUCAAAACAGAUAACAUAUCGAACGAUGGAUCCCUUGGUCCUUCUAACACCGACGAGUUUCUGGCAGGGUCUCCGUCUUCAGAGAAAGAUGUCAGGAGAAAACAUGAUCCGAUUCCAGCGGAAUCCCAUCGUCAUGAAAGAGUGGCUUCUUGGGUCAGAAAAAUCGACACGCCUAGUGAAUAUAACGCUGGUCUUAGUGAAGACUACGACUUGCGCGCGUGUGGUGACAACACAACAAUCAACACAACAAUCAACACGACAAUCAACACGACAAUCAACACCUCCAUCUCACUGUGUGAAGACCCGCCAACCGCAGAAGCCGACCUCAAACUGCGUGGCUCAAACACAAGACAGAAGAAAAUCAGAUCUGCUCUCGUUGUUUCUACGCCUUUGGCGUCUGCGUGUGCACCUUCAGCUGAGCCAGACCAAGUACCAAACGACCUGCCCGACACUGUUAUAAACAAACCCCGUGUUCAAAGACGUAGUGAAUCGCCUUUAGCUCACGGUGACUCUACCUUAAGGUACGUCACCCUAGCUCAAGAGAUUGGCGUGAUCCAAGAAGAUAAAACAACCCAGGAUAACUCUAACCAAAGGCACCAACACAAAAAGAAUACAUUUCAUGAACCUACUCAAUACGACUCGGACAACAUGGACCAAGCCUCUAACCCUGAGAUUGACGAAUUCUACGAUACUAAAUAUGUAUCUUCUCACGCACAAAACAAGGCCAAAAUUCAGUGCAACGUUUACAACACAGAAACUAGAAAAUCUCAAACAGAGUUGAAUCAUUCUCCUUUGAACUAUAAUCCAAGAAUCAGUCAUGAAUCUAUUGACAGAAACAUAAUGAAUUACACUGGAUCCCGUCAAAAUGAAAGCAGUGAACAAGAUAAAUUCCAUGAGGUUGUUGUAAAUGAAAAUUAUCUUUAUCAAAAACCGUCAUCAAAUCGAAACUUCCGACAUGAAAAUCGUAUCGAAGAUAAGACUGAUGAAAAAAAUGUUCCAGAAACUCUAGAUCCAAAAACAGAAAAACUAGCAAACAUUUUUCAGCGCGUUCUACAAAUAGAGAAGUUGCCCUUCAAUAACGUCCCACCAAAACCCAGCCACAAAUUUGCUUCCUACUUCAGCGAAUAUUUACCAUGGAACAGAAGCAGAGAACAAACACGUCAAAAUUAUGUUCAGCCAUCUAACAAACAAGGUACGAAAGAAUCUGACGGGGGUGAAGAGAUUGACUUGAUGUACAACCCAAGGAAGCUCUCCCAUUUCAAAGCGUCUCCUCCAUUUUUUGCUGCCUCGGGCGGGUACAGGUCCAAAUUUUUCUUCCCGACGGCUUGUAGUCUAGCAGACGUAGGGAGCCCUCAGUCGCACGAGAUUGACAAUUUCGAAUCAAUCGAAUACGGUAAAACACAUUCGAUUUUUCUUAAAGAUGGCACGGAUGAACGGGCCGGAAGUAUGGGAUGUAAAAUCGAAAGUAAAAUAUGCAAAGAAGAAAAGGUAACAGCUGGUUACAAAAAUAAUAAAUCAACACAGUUGAAUACUGAUCAGAAAAAUCCUUCAGAGAAAAUACAUUCAAGUGAUAAAGUGUGUGUAAGCCCCGAUUCUCGCACGCUCCCAAAGACAUGUGAGAAAAACAACGCCACAGAGAACAGUGCUCAAAGCCAUGACGAAACUUUCCUGCGACUCCACGAAAAAUUUAGACCAGACUUUGCAAGGAACAACAACACAAAUCAAAGCGGGGGGGAGGAGGGAUCCAUCACCUCAGGACAACCAGAACAGGAGCAAGAGGAACCGGAAAUGCUAGACGAAGAGCGGCUAAAAGCCGGUCGGUUAAUCAUGGACCUCUUUAUGACUAAAAAGACCCCUCGCCUGGAUGAAGGCUCUUCGUCGGAUGAGGAAUCCAAGCAGCAGGUCAAAGAUGCAAAACCGGAAUUCCACACCCCCCUCAUGGUACUGUACGCUUUCGGCAUCAUGUUCGUCCUGCUGGGCAGUCUCGUGAUCUACAACCUGGCAGACGAGACUCUCAAGCUGACCUACCUAGACUCGGUGUACUUUGUCUACGUCCUCAUCUCGACGACGGGGUUCGGGGAUCUGCUCCCGACCACGAGCAUGUACUUCUUCACGGCGGUGUACGGCUUCAUCGGCAUGUCCGUCUUCAACAUCAUCAUCAGCGCCACGCUGGAGACGAUGCUGUCUGUGCUCGACUAUAUCAACGCCCUGGCCGUGGGGGGCGGGUUCAUGGACGAUGGGGACAACGAGUCGGACGAGUCUUAACCACACGAAAAAAUUUCAAGAGGUAUGAUUCCCCGACAACUACGAACUUGAACCAAAACUACCUUUAUAACUCGUAUUUCGGAAGGUGCGAUUUGUGGAAAUACGGGGGCUAAUGCAACAGCAUGCCUCAUACAACAUAUUCUCUUAUUUAUACAUACGAAUA